AUGCUGUUGGUAAAGGUUCUAAUUCUAAGCUGGACUGAGGCUCUUGAGAGAGCAUCCAGAGAUGCAACAAAUCCAGGAGGUUCAGCUCGAGCUCAGCGAGCUCAAGCUGCCCAGGAGGAGCUUCUCCGACAGAAUGCGGAGCUGCGCGCCGAGCUGCAAUCCGCCAAGAAGGCGGCGUCGUUGCACGUGCGCGGGGGUGCCACAGUGACAGAUGCACCAGUGCAGACAUUGCUCCAGUCGCUGGAGCAACUUGAGCCCCUGCUGGCUGCCAUGCCGGCUGGUCCUGGUGUCAUCGAGUUGCAGGAAGAGGCUUGUGAGGCAUAUGGGCGCUUACGAGGAGCUUUGCUGGAGGCCGCAGCCAUUCCAGAGGUGCCUUCUUGGCCAGGAGACCCAGGCAGGUCUGCAAGCUCCUGGUCUGGUUCAGAAAUGCCGUAUGCGGCAGCACCAUGCGCUGAUCGCUGGCCUAGAACGCAGCUGGAGCCGGUCGCACGGCCAGGUGCUUACCAACAACGGCUUGGACCACACGUGCCACCAUUGCCGAGGUCUGGACCCUUCCGCCCGCAUGGCCAGCAUUAG
Molecule: messenger RNA, 576 nt
Organism: Symbiodinium sp. CCMP2592
Lineage: Eukaryota; Dinophyceae; Suessiales; Symbiodiniaceae
Source: the annotation of a GenBank genome assembly